Messenger RNA from Physella acuta, 2311 nucleotides. RefSeq names its product syntaxin-16-like. Lineage: Eukaryota; Metazoa; Mollusca; Gastropoda; Physidae. Gene Ontology annotation, biological process: vesicle fusion; intracellular protein transport; vesicle-mediated transport. Gene Ontology annotation, cellular component: membrane; SNARE complex; endomembrane system. The record is from RefSeq and is a predicted model, not a curated record. Gene Ontology annotation, molecular function: SNAP receptor activity; SNARE binding.
UUCAUAAUCUAAAUCAUGGAUUUCCACGUUCUUUAUUUUUCACUGUAAAGAAAAAAGAAUUACACAUUGUCUCAAGUUAAUUCACUCGCUAUUGAUAUUUCUACUCAAGCAAUAUUUUAUUUCAAAAAUGGCAACGAGAAGUCUAACCGAAGUGUUUAUUUUGAUGAGAAAUAACGCCCUCCAAAGCAGACACAUUUUCUCGGAACAGACUGCUGAUGAUCGUACAUCACUUAUGUCCAGUGCUCAUCUGGAUCCAGAGAUGGGAAUGGCUUCUGCAAGAUCAGGAGCUUUACCCCCUGAGUGGAUUGACAAGCUGACAGAAAUUCAGUUUGAAUUCACUAAGAUAAAAGAGAAAAUGAAAGAAUUAUCAUCAUUACAUGACAAACACUUGAAUCGUCCAACCAUGGAUGACAGUGUUGAUGAAGAACAUGAGAUUGAGAUAAGAACUCAACAGAUUACGCAGAUGUUUUCCCACUGCCAGCGACUAGUGCAGCAAAUAAACAAUCAAAGUCACAGAGGUUCAGGUCAUGAACAAAAACUCACACAAAAUAUAGUUGCCUCUGUGGCAAGGACUAUGCAAGAGAUGUCCACUAAUUUUAGAAAAAGUCAAUCUGCAUAUUUAAGAAAAAUCAAAAGUAGAGAGGAGAGAUCUCAACAGUAUUUUGGUACACAUCUAAACUCAGAUUCCAAUCUUCUUGGGGAUGGGAUAGGUGGUGAUCAAGAUAUUGUUUAUGAUAAGGGUUUUACAACUGUACAGAUGCAGAUGGUGGAGGACAACACAGAAUUUGUUCAGCAGAGAGAGAAAGAGGUGGCAUCCAUUGUACGCUCCAUUACAGAACUUAAUGAAAUUUUUAAAGAUUUAGCCUCUAUGAUUGUUGAUCAGGGCACAAUUUUAGAUCGAAUUGAUUACAACAUUGAUAAUGCAGCCACACAAACAGAAAAAGGCCUUGUACAGUUGCAGAAAGCAGAGAAGUAUCAGAAAAAGAACAGAAAAAUGAUGUUUAUAUUGAUAUUAGCUGCUGUGAUAGUCAUUCUUCUCAUUAUAUUUAUUGCAGUUAAGAGCUAGCAUUAGAAAAAGUAUGUUUAUAUUUAGCUUUUCCACCUGAGAUUAGAAGCAUUUGUGUAAAAUAUUCCACUAUGACAUUUGUAAACACAGCCUUUGAACAAAGUCAUGUAAAUUCUGUUUUCACCUCAAGGUAUUGCUUAUAAUGUACUGGUGACUAUCCAGAUGGACUAAAGUGGGGGUUAUCAGUGAGGACUUAAUCCAGGAAAGGAAAUAAAUGUCAGUGUUAAAAUUUGCCAAAUAACUCAAGAACUGCGUUCAACAUUUGUCUGCAACUUCAAGCCACCAGAAACAAGUUCAUUGUAAUUUUUUUUUAAACAAAAUGUCACUUGUUUUAAUCAGUAAAAUCAUAAGUUGAAAACUAGAUAUCAAUUUCAAUAGCAUUCCACUUGUUUCAAUUCCUGCAACAUUCCGUCAUGCCAUGUUGACCGUCAUGUUACCUGUGAGGCUUAGUUUUUGAAACAAUGAUUUAACUUGCUUGAAAUUAUUUACAAAAAAUAGCUUCACUUUAGUUAGUUAACUUGCUCACAAUUUUUUUCAAACAAAAUACAAAAAAGCAAGUGUAAGUACUAAAGUCUGAUACAUAAUUGUGGCAUUAAUCUGUUUUUUUUUUCAGCCUGCCCUCAUAGGCAAAGAGUAGAUAAAAUAUAACUUAUUAUUUUUAAAAGCAUUUUAUACAAUUUCCACCACAUAAUAUUUCUUAUAGACAUUUACCAAUUUUCCCCUCAUCACUAUGAUCUUAAAGUAAGUUAAAGACAAGAAUCAUCUAGGCAUGUUUUUGUUGUGUGCAAAUACAAAGUUAAAAUUUCUCAUUUUAAAAGAUGUAUGUGAACAAAAAUCUCAUAAUUUUCUAAUUCAUACUCUCUUGGUUUUUUUCUCUCUUGAUAAUAGGCAUUUCUAGGACUAAUUAUUUUACUUGAAACAUUAUUCUGUUUGGUCAUAGGUCUAAAAAUAUGUUUCUAAUUGCAGAAAAAUUUGCAUAUGCUCGUUAAAAAAAAUUCUUAUGAAAAACUUAAACUUUGUGUGUCAGCUUUUGGUUCAAGUUCCAUGAAUUAUUGUAUCUACCACCAGAGAUUGUGUACCUGCAUGUUUGUUUGACACAGAUUGUGUACCUGUGUCCGUUUUUGGUUUCAAGUUCCAUGAAUUGUUAUCACAACAUAUUGCAUGCAGUAUUAUUCUUUUUUUGAUGAGCUGGUCUUAUCAUUUUUAUGAUUUAUUUUUACCUUUCUGCUAAGUUCAUCUUGAUUU